AUGGUUUAUCAAUCUGAAUUUCGCCAUGAUUCUAAUGCUAGAUUUGUCGAUGAUGCAAAUGAUUAUGAUAUCAACGAUGAAGGUGAAGUCGAGGGUAUCGUAAACCUCAAUGAAGGUUUUACCGAGGCAACUGAAUCAGAAUUAUUUGACAGAAAAGUUAAGUCUGAUGAAGAGGCUUAUGAUUUGUAUAAUAGUUAUGCAUUUAAACAUGGUUUUGGUAUACGUAAAGAUAGGUUGAAUCGUAGAGAUGACAAAGAUAGGACACCUAGGCAACGCUUUUUGGUGUGUUCUUUUGCUGGCUUUAAGCAAGAGAAGAAGCAUGGUGAACAAUCAAAAGUUUACCAAAAGAGGAAUUUCCGCACAGGUUGCAAGGCUCAUAUACAGUUUGAUAUUGAUAAGGUGUCUGGUUUGUAUGUCGUGGUCAAUCACACUAUGGUUCAUAAUCAUAGUAGGGUUCCUGUUUCAAAGAGACAUUUGAUUAGGUCUCAUAGGAAGGUUACUAAUGAACAAGUUGUGAUGAUGAGUAGCUUGACUGAGAGUAGUAUACUUGUUGCUGAUGCAGUGCGUGUUUUAAAACAUCAAGCUGGUGGAGAGGCAAAUCUUUCAUUUCUUUGUAGGGAUGCGUAUGGUGCUUUAUCCCAACAUAAGAAAAUGAUGUUUGACGGUUGUGAUGUAAAGCGCUUGCUUAGCUAUUUUAAGGAGAGGAAAUCUAGUGAGUAUGACUUUUUUUAUGACUUUGAUGUUGAUGAAAAAGGCCAUUUGCAAUCUUUCUUCUUUCGUGAUAAUAGAAUGAAGGUAGAUUAUGAUGCUUUUGGUGAUUUAUUAGUCCAUGAUACAACGUACCGUACAAACAAAUUUGUGGACCUUUUGUUGGUAUGA
Chenopodium quinoa (quinoa) is the source of this 879-nucleotide messenger RNA. Its product is annotated as protein FAR1-RELATED SEQUENCE 5-like. The coding region runs from base 1 to 879 and encodes 292 amino acids. The record is from RefSeq and is a predicted model, not a curated record. NCBI's taxonomy places the organism in Eukaryota, Viridiplantae, Streptophyta, Magnoliopsida, Caryophyllales, Amaranthaceae. The transcript has 3 exons.